Messenger RNA from Sphaerodactylus townsendi, 954 nucleotides. Its product is annotated as glutamine amidotransferase-like class 1 domain-containing protein 3, mitochondrial. The coding region runs from base 169 to 846 and encodes 225 amino acids. Lineage: Eukaryota; Metazoa; Chordata; Lepidosauria; Squamata; Sphaerodactylidae. The record is from RefSeq and is a predicted model, not a curated record. The transcript is spliced from 5 exons.
UGAAGGGAGAGACGGGCUUGGGGCGCUCUGGGCUCACUUGCAGAGGGCGAGGGGCCGGUUGAGGCUGCAGUCCUGUUCAUUGGGGAGUCAGCCCUGUUUAAUGAAAUGAGACUCCUCCGUAGCACCGCAGCUGCGCAGUAGCUAGAGAAGGGGAGCCCGGAGGCGGCCAUGGGGAAGAGGGUGGCCCUUGUGCUGGCCGGCUGCGGGGUCUUCGAUGGCAGCGAGGUGCACGAAGCCUCGGCCGUGCUGGUUCAUCUCAGUCGGGCUGGAGCAGAGGUGAAGAUCUUUGCACCCAAUAUUGAGCAGAUGCAUGUAGUAGACCAUUUAAAAGGCAGUCCAAGCGACGAAAAGAGAAACGUCCUUGUGGAAAGUGCCCGGCUUGCAAGAGGCAAUAUCCAGGAUUUGGCAGAAUUGAAAGUGGGUGAAUUUGAUGCUGUUGUUUUCCCAGGGGGGUUUGGAGUAGCAAAGAACCUGUGUUCCUGGGCUGUGGAUGGAAAGGACUGCACUGUCAAUGAACUUGUGAAGUCAACCCUUGAAGGAUUCCACAACGCAAAGAAACCCAUUGGCUUGUGCUGUAUCUCCCCUGUGUUGGCAGCUAAAAUUUUCCCUGGAUGUGAAGUCACUGUAGGCUACAAUAAAAAUGUAGAUGGAAGAUUUCCUGACUUUGAGACGGCUUCUGCUAUUGAGGAACUGGGGUGCAAGCAUGUUUGCAAAGGUGUGAACGAAGCCCAUGUUGACUCCAUCCACAAAAUAGUUUCUACUUGUGCUUUCAUGUGCAAAGCUCCUUUGCAUGAAAUCUUUGAUGGAAUUGGAGCAAUGGUUGGUGAAGUCAUGAGGCUUGCAUGAGGUUGGAAGGUUGUGCUCACCCACACUCUUGAUGUCUGCCAGUAAAUAUGCCACACACACAGCUGGGUGAUUGGUGAAAUGAAUAAAAGCAUUUAACUGAGUUGAAAA